Messenger RNA from Anopheles merus, 3753 nucleotides. Its product is annotated as protein artichoke-like. Gene Ontology annotation, cellular component: cell surface. Gene Ontology annotation, molecular function: transforming growth factor beta binding. The record is from RefSeq and is a predicted model, not a curated record. NCBI's taxonomy places the organism in Eukaryota, Metazoa, Arthropoda, Insecta, Diptera, Culicidae. Gene Ontology annotation, biological process: immune response; transforming growth factor beta receptor signaling pathway.
AUGUCACGCACCUAUCACAACGUGGACGACGAAACGUUCCAGGGGUUGCGGCUCGAGUCGCUCAAGCUGGUAGACAACAAAAUACAGGACAUUUCGGAAAAGAGCUUCAACUUCAUGCAGCAUUCGCUGGUGUCACUGGAUCUGUCCGACAAUCAGUUACAGGGACUACCGCUGGAUUCACUAAAAAAUGUCCACACGUUAAGCCGAUUAGUAGCUCAGCGAAACAAUAUCCACCAUCUCGAUGGGAACUGGGGCGGGCUGGCGGACUCGCUGCGCAGCCUGCACAUUUCGGGCAACUCCAUCUCCGAGGUAUCGUUCUACACACACGACGAGAAGCGUCAGAACCAUACGGCACCGAACUCGCAGGCAUCGAUUAUCAACGCGAAGCAGUUCUCGCAAUACCCGCCCGGUACGGCAGGGAUGGGGCAGCAGCAGCAGCAGCAGCAGCAACAACCCGGUGCCACGGCGCUCAACGGGCUGCAGCAACAGGGCAUCAAACCGUUCGCCAAGCUGAAAAAGCUCGUCUGGCUCGAUAUCAGCUCGAACCGUAUCGCGCACAUCAGCCCGAACACGUUCCCCAAGUCGCUGGUAACGAUCGAUCUUUCCAAGAACAUUCUUUCCCAAUUCCCGACCGCCUUCCUCGAGCAUCUGCACGAUCUGCGCGUGCUGUCGCUGAAGGAUAAUCUGAUAGCGAAGCUGGACGGUAGCCCCGACCCGCCCGGCCCCACCCGGAUACGGCUCGAGAAGCUCGACCUUAGCCUGAACCUGGUGGAGGAACUGCCACCCCUGCUGUUCAACGGCAGCGUGCGUAUAAAGGCAAUUAAUUUUGAUAAAAAUUUCAUCCGCCACCUCGAGGCCGACACAUUCCAGGGGCUGAACAUCGUGCACAUGGUGCUGGCAUUUAACUUCAUCGAGUCGAUUGACGAUGGUGCGUUCGGUUCGCUGGAAAACAGCUUGGAGUAUUUGGAUCUGGAGCGCAAUCGGUUGACGGUGGUGCCGGCCGCCAUUGGGCGAUUGAAUCGGUUGCGCUAUCUUUACUUAACGUCGAACGAGCUGACGCACAUUCCCGAUCAGCCCGAGGCACUGCUGCCCACUACGCUGAAGGUGCUGUCGUUGAGCGGGAAUAACUUUACCGCCAUUCCGGUGGACGCUCUUUCGAACUGUACCGAGCUGUCGUACCUUAACAUGGGCUACAACAAGAUCGCAGACAUCGAGGAGAAUGCAUUUGCUGGAUGGGGCUCGAACUUGCAGACGCUGCUGCUGCGCAACAACAAGAUCACGAGCCUCAACUAUGGUGCGUUCAAUGGGCUGGAUACGAUCAAAGAGAUCAGUCUCAGCUUUAACGACAUCCACUACGUCCAUCCGAAUGUGUUUGAUAAUGUUUCCUCGACGCUUAAGAUUCUGGAGCUUUCGUUCGGUAUUUACCGUGAGGAGUAUCCGGGCGAAGCGUUGGCCGUGCUGACUGAACUAAUGUGGCUCGGGUUGGACAAUAACAAUCUGAAGACGCUGCCGGACGGUGCACUCUCAACGUUGGGACAGCUAACGUACGUCAAUUUGGCGUUCAAUCGAAUCGUUGCCAUACCGCGAUGGCUCUUCCGGUCGGACAUUCAUCGAAACUUGGUGGAGAUUGAUCUUUCGUUCAACCAGCUCGAAGACUUGCCGAGCGCAACCUUCGACAGUUUGGAGCUAAUACAGAUUAUCAAUCUAUCGUCGAACAAACUGCGCACGAUGCAGAAGAACGCACUGCACGAUCUGCCGUACCUGACGUACGUGGAUCUGUCCUACAAUGCGCUGCAAAAUAUAAGCGAAGGAGCGUUUAGCUAUCUACCCAGCCUGCUGAGCGUGGACCUGAUGCAUAACGAGCUGGCCACACUGUCGCUGAAAGUGUUUCGCCAAGUGUCGAACGCAACCACUCCGAUGCGGCUGAACAUUAGCAGUAACGCGAUCGAGUUUCUGGAUGGAGACGUUAACUCACUGCUUUAUGUGUACUCGCUGGAUGCCAGCCACAACCAGCUGCAGGACACGACCGUGUUUCGUGCGUUGGCUUUUUCGCUCCGGAUACUCUACCUGAACUGGAACAACUUCACCACGCUCGGCAACCAUGCGUUCGGGGACCUGCAGAUACUGGAAAUACUGAACCUGGCGCACAACAACAUCAGCUCACUGCGGCGGCGCAGCUUUGCCGGGCUGAUGAACCUGCAGGAGUUCGAUCUGAGUCACAAUCGCAUCGAAAGCUUGCAGAUUGAGCAGUUUUCACCGCUGAAAAAGUUGCGCCUGCUGCGCCUCAACAACAAUCGAUUGCGUACGAUACCGCGCGAUACGUUCCUGAAUACGCGCAUCGAGUUUUUGGACCUCUCGAACAAUCAGUUUGUGGCGUGGCAGGCAACGGCAUUCGCGGACAUUGGGUUCACGCUGCGUUCAAUACAGUUCGACAACAAUUUGCUGGAGUUCCUAGAUCCGUACAUGUUUACCAGCACACAGUUCUUGUUGGAGCUAAAUCUGGCUGGAAAUUUGAUAAAGCUCAUCCCCGAUAAUGCGUUUGCAAAUCUGAACAAUUUGACAGUGCUGGAUCUGAGCUACAACCAGCUAAUGCCCGUGAACUUCCGCGAGCUGUUCGUGAAUGUGCCGCGCCUGCGGGUGUUGAGCAUCCGGUCGACGGGGAUCUAUCGACUGCCGACUCUGGCGCUGCCCCAGCUCGCCUCGCUGGACGUUAGCAACAACAACCUGCAGGAGAUUGACUCUCAGGAGGAGCUGUUUUUCCUUCGCGAGCUGCACAUACAGGAGAACAAAGUCAACAACAUCUCGAACCUGCUGCGCAAUCUACCCCCUGCCCUGCGCGUGCUAGACAUCUCGCGUAAUCCGAUCCGCAAGAUCUCGUUUCACGAUUUUGCACUUUCUCGCCGGCUCGAGGAGCUGUUCAUCGAGGACAUAAAAAUCGUGAACCCGGACAUCUUCAUCAAGCUGCACAAUCUGAAAAAGUUGCGCAUCAGCGCACAGCACAACUUCAGUGAGCUGGUGUCGAAGUUGCGCGGUCUGCAGGAGCUGUACGUCACCAUCUACGACGAACAUCUGGGCGAUGGGCUGUUUACGUCGCGCAUGCACGCCAACACGAAGCUAAACGUGGUGGAAAUUACGGGCCGCAGGUUGGUGUCCAUCUCGAGCAAUGCCUUCCAGGGGUUGGCCCGGAAUCACGAUCUGAAGCUGCGGAUACGCAACACCAUGGUGAACGAUUUGCCGCCGGGCGUGUUCUACGCGCUGAAGUACAUCCCCCGGCUGAGCAUCGAUCUGUCGGACAAUCUGCUGGCGGCGCUCGCACCGGACAGCUUCUACCCGAACGCCAGCUCGUGGGAUGCGGUGGGGACGCGCAGCGUCAUCGGCGGGCUGGACGUGUCGAACAAUCCGCUGCAGUGCGAGUGCGGGUUGGUGUGGCUGGGGCACUGGUUGCGGCGCUGGUUGCGCGAGACGGCGCAAGUCAACUUGAUUCCUAAGGACGAAAUGAAGCAGAUGAUUCGUCGAGCUAAAAGGAGUACCUGCACGGAUCCGCUCACCGGGAAGCGCCUGCCGUUCCUGGAGAUCUUCCCCGAGGAUCUGCUGUGCCACGCCAGUGCCCUGAGUAGUUUAGCGUUGAAGUUGCGCUUUCGGUUUAUGUUGCUGUGUCUCAACAUGCUGCUAGUGGUGUUGCACAAAUCACGAACGUUGGUACUGUAAUUUCGGUUCGGCUGACAGUAUCAAAAAGCGCUUCAUCCCCCAUCC